AUGACUUCAGCUACGAUGCAUUUACUUAUACUCACAAUAGCACUGUUCAUUUUUUCAUCAAAUACUUCAAUAGCCGAACAACGUUUUCCGACAUUAUGGUUUGAAGCACCUUCGUCGAUUGCUGGUUAUCCUUUAAGUGGCAAUUGUUCGUCAUCACAAACAAUAAAUAAUUCUGACUGUCGAAUAAUUGAUCCUUGGUUGUAUUUAGAUAGACUUGGUUUGUACAAGAUUUUGAUUAAUGCAACAACACCUUAUAUGGACAGAUUUUGUUCCGUACAACCAUUACAAGAAUGCAAUAUUCUCUUUGGUCUCGCUGCAAAUUUUGGUUGGCAAUUUGAUUCAAAUCGAUUAUUUUCAAAUGGAACAAAGAAUAUUUCAGUUAAUAGUUGGUGGGCAUCGUUUAACUAUUAUUUAUCAGUUAUUCCUUUUCUUGCUGCUGUCGAUACAGGAGUUAUUCGUUCUGGUGCAUUUCAAAUUGUUCAACGUGAUAUUUUUUGUUCAAAUUCUGAUGAAUGUUUAAAGCAAAUACCGAGUGCUAUGAUUCAUUGGCGCAACUACUUUCUCAAUCUUUUACAAUCGAGAAGCUGCUCUGGUGUCACAGCAAAAGAUGGUGGGCUGAUUGAUGAGUGUUAUUUAGGCCCAAUGUGGUUAGCACAUAAUGCUUCUGUUGCAAAUGCUCUUCCAAUCAUUAAAACAAAAUUAUCUUUAUUACCAUCAUAUAAUGAGCAACAUUUUAGUUUAGCUUGGAGUAAUGUCCUUUAUUACAUUGCUAUUGCACGAAAAAAUUCAAAUUUAAUAGAGACGAAUAUUUAUCAAGAUAAAUAUCUUCCUGGACGAAUGUUAACCGAUAAAGAUAAUCCACCAUAUUGUCCAGAUCUAUCUAAAUCAGUUAAUCUAGCUUUGGAACUUUUGCAUGACAUUCCACUAGAAUUCUAUUCUGAAUUCAUGGAUUAUUGGUACGGGGCAUCAACUUGUUAUGAAUCAGGAAUAUAUGCACAAAUAGCCUUAGAAAUAGCACCACUGUCCAGAACCUUAGCAGCGGCAUAUUAUGAAAUUGCUCAGCUUACAGUACUUGUAUGCUGA
This is a messenger RNA of Adineta steineri, 1083 nucleotides long. Lineage: Eukaryota; Metazoa; Rotifera; Eurotatoria; Adinetida; Adinetidae. The record is from the annotation of a GenBank genome assembly.